AUGGCUGCUACAACCAGCCUCAAAGAGAGCAUUCCCUUCGAGAAGCGCGCUGCGGAAGCAACGAGGAUACUGGCAAAGUAUCCGGACCGGAUUCCAGUCAUAUGUGAGAAGGCGCCGACGUGCACCCUCCCAGAAAUUCAGAAGAAGAAGUUCCUCGUUCCCUCUUCGAUGCUCUGUUGGGAGUUCAAAGGCAUCGUCCUGAACAAUAUCCAUAAGGUCCAGCAGACAGCAGGUGGAGCCAUGUCAUCGCAGGAAGUGAUCUAUCUCCUAGCAGACAACAAGGCCACGAAGACGGGUGCGCCUCUCGCAGAGAUCUACGAGAACCAUAAGUCCGAUGACGGAUUCCUGUACAUGACCUACACAGCCGAAAACACCCUAGGUGCCGUAAGCAGCAGGUUGCCUUUAUAG
Molecule: messenger RNA, 408 nt
Organism: Symbiodinium natans
Lineage: Eukaryota; Dinophyceae; Suessiales; Symbiodiniaceae
Source: the annotation of a GenBank genome assembly